AUGCGAGCGAAUCGCAUCUCGUCGGAGCCAGCAGCCGAGCUCCUCUCACGUCUUUCAUCGCCACAGAAGGCUUUUUCUGCCGUCCACGUAACGGGUUCGAAAGGAAAGGGCUCCGUUGCAACCAUGGUAACUGCCGCAUUGCUCCACGCACCGCUCUUCGUUUCCACUGUCGGUACGUAUGGAUCACCGCAUGUCGAAAGGUUCAACGAGCGCAUCCGGAUCAACGGCCGUUCCAUCCCGGACGACGAUCUCGCGAACGCCUUGGGACAGGUUUUGGACGUGAGAGAGCAGGAGCCAGAGGUCCGAGCGGCAACCGUGUUCGACGUCGUGUGUGCAUCCGCUAUGCUUGAGUUUAAACGUAUACAAGCUAGAUGGGCCGUCAUCGAAGUCGGCUUGGGCGGGAGGCUGGAUUCGACAAACGUGCUCGAUGCCCCCGUGGCUGUCAUUACAAACGUCCAUCUAGAACACAAGGAGAUCAUUGGGCCGACUCGUAAGGACAUUGCGUAUGAGAAAGCCGGCAUCAUUGCGCCGGGAGCGCACGUUGUCUGCGGGAUGAGCCGCGGCCAUGAACUGGCAAAUAUAUUCGUGCAGGAGGCAGCGUCAAAAUCACCACCUGCUACGAUACAGUUUUGCGCGCCUGAGGCGGGUCACUCAUUGUUCGAGCACAAUUUGAUGCUGUCCAGAGCAGCCGUGCAAGCAGUCGCGAGGAGGGAAGGGGUUGCAGGCAUGGCAGAUAACGACCUUUUGCCCAAGUCUCUGGCGGAGGAGGCCAUGAGCAAUCUUCCCGCGCGACAAGAGAUGUUUACAGUUGCGAGUGGUGCAGGUGAGACAGACACACCGGUUCGUGUUUUGCUUGAUGGCGCACAUGUUCCGGAAAGCGUCGAAAUGGUGUUGCGAGAAUCGUCGUCGGGAAGGCCACGGGUGAUAUUGUAUGGAUCAGGGGUAGACAAGGAUGUUGAAGCAAUAGGCCAGCUCCUGCAUGAUGCGCGCCCAUUACACGUCGUAGCUACAGCAGCAGGCGUCAGCGAAACGUACAUGCCUGCAGACGAUCUCGCAGAGCGUAUCCGCAAAACUGGAAACACGCCUGUGACGGCUGUUGGUGAUGCAGACGAGGCGCUUCAAGCAGCUAUUGAUCUCGCUAAUUCCUUGGGUGCGGACCUGGCUAUCCUAGGAUCUCUACAUAUUGCAGGGCGUGUUCGGCCAUCACUACGAGCUCGUCAAGACCAUUUCCGUUCUAAUCAGCAAAAACCGCGUUUCAGUCCUGAUGCACGCCAACAGUAA
Messenger RNA from Chondrus crispus (carragheen), 1281 nucleotides. RefSeq lists its product as hypothetical. Gene Ontology annotation, cellular component: cytoplasm. The record is from RefSeq and is a predicted model, not a curated record. The transcript has a single exon. Lineage: Eukaryota; Rhodophyta; Florideophyceae; Gigartinales; Gigartinaceae. Gene Ontology annotation, biological process: folic acid-containing compound biosynthetic process. Bases 1 to 1281 code for a protein of 426 amino acids. Gene Ontology annotation, molecular function: ATP binding; tetrahydrofolylpolyglutamate synthase activity; dihydrofolate synthase activity.